GCGGGCGGGCGGGGGUCCCGGCGGUGCCAUGGGGCCGGGCUGGGGGCUGCUUUGGGUGGCGGCCGUGCUGUGCCAGCUGGGCAGCGGCAGCGUGCCCCGCCGCCGGCCGCACGCCGGCGGGCUCCCGCAGCGGCGGCUGAGCGGCGGCGAGCGGCGGGACGUGCAGCGGGAGAUCCUGGCCGUGCUGGGGCUGCCCGGCCGGCCCCGGCCCCGCGGCCCCGCCCGCGCCCCCGCCGCCGCCGCGCCGCUCUUCAUGCUCGAUCUGUACCACGCCGUGGCCGGCGAGGAGGAGGAGGAGGAGGAGGAGGGCGAGGAAGCGGCGGUGUCGCGGCCGGUGCUCACCGGGCUCAGCACGCAGAGCCCCCCGCCCGGCAGCGUGGUGAGCCGAGCGGACACGGUGGUCAGCCUCGUUAACGUGGUGGAGCAGGAGCGGGAUCUGCUGUCCCCCAAGCCCUACUGGAAGGAGUUCAGGUUCGACCUGGCGCAGGUGCCGGCGGGAGAGGCCGUGACGGCCGCCGAGUUCCGCAUCUACAAAUCGCGGGGUGCGCCCAGGCACGGCAACUGCAGCCUCCAGCUCCGCGUCUACGAGGUGGCCGGGCAGCACCCCGGCAGGGAGCCCGACCUGCUCCUGCUGGAUGUGCAGGACCUGCGCGCUGGCACGGAGGGCUGGCUGGUGUUUGAUGUCACAGCUGCCAGCAGCCACUGGUCAGGGGAUCAGAAACUCACCCUGGGGCUGCGGCUCUACGUGGAGACAGACGAGGGGCACAGCGUGGAUCCAGGCUCAGCUGGGCUCCUGGGGCGCCGGGGACCCCGCUCCAAGCAGCCCUUCAUGGUGACAUUUUUCCGGGCCAGCCCCAGCCCCUCCCGUGUCACACGAGCAGCCAAACCCCCGAGGAGGCGACAGCCCAAGAAAUCCAACGAGCUCCCCCACCCGAACAAGCUCCCAGGGAUUUUUGACGAUGUCCACGCCACGGACGGGCGGCAGGUCUGCCGGCGCCACGAGCUCUACGUCAGCUUCCAGGACCUUGGCUGGCUGGACUGGGUGAUUGCUCCACAGGGAUACUCAGCCUACUACUGCGAGGGGGAGUGUGCAUUCCCUCUGGACUCGUGCAUGAACGCCACCAACCAUGCCAUCCUGCAGUCCCUGGUCCACCUGAUGAAGCCUGAGGCCGUGCCCAAGGCGUGCUGUGCCCCCACCAAGCUCAGUGCCACCUCUGUCCUCUACUACGACAGCAACAACAACGUCAUCCUCAAAAAGCACCGGAACAUGGUGGUGAAAUCCUGCGGCUGCCACUGAGGGACAGGUCCCAUCCCACCCCUGAGGGUCCAAAUCCUGUCCCUGGAUGUCCCAUUCCUGUCUCUGGAUGUUCCAUCCCCGUCCCUGAGAGUCCAAAUCCCAUCCCUGAGUGUUCCAUUCCCACCCCUGGAUGUCCCAUUUCUGUCCCUGGAUGUCCCAUCCCCACUCCUAAGUGUCCCAUUCCUGUCCCUGAGUGUCCCAUCGAAUCCCUGAUGUCCCAUUCCCAUCCCUGGAUGUCCCAUCCCCACCUCUGAGCAUCCCAUUCCUGUCCCUGAGUGUUCCCUUCCCAUCCCUGGAUGUCCCAUUCCCACUCCUGAGUGUCCCAUUCCUGUCCCUGGAUGUCCCAUUCCUGUCCCUGGAUGUCCCAUCCCCACCCUGAGUGUUCCCUUCCCAUCCCUGGAUGUCCCAUCCCCACUCCUGAGUGUCCCACUCCCAUCCCUGGAUGUCCCAUUCCUGUCCCUGGAUGUCCCAUGCCCACCCUGAGUGUCCCCUCCCAUCCCUACCAGAGCAAUGUCACCCUGGGUUUCUGCUGCAUGCAUGGAAGAGGAGCUUUGGGGGCUGCACCAGAGCCAAAUCCAUUAAUAAUAAUAAUAAUAAUAAUAAAAACCAAAAAUAAACCCCUCCCACCCCUUUCCAGAAGUGGAUGUAAAUAAUAUAAAACUUCCUUUUUCUUAUCCUGCUUGACGAGACACAGAUACAUACAAACAUAUAUAUAUAUAUAUAGGAAAGAGGAUUUUUGGCUGAUUCUGAUUUUUUCCCCUGAGCUGGAGGCAGUUUUGGGGCAGGCAGCAUCCAGGUUGCUCUGGGACUGAGCUGUUUCUAGCUGUGUAUUUCUCCACUAACCCACCUCUACCCAAGUGCUUUUAAUUCCCUUAAUGAAAAUAUCAUCAGCCAAUUAAGUAGCUGGCUGACUAACCCCCUCCUGUUUACCCAAAGUUCACCAAACUCAGCCAGCUGGAAAAAAAAUAAAAUCUCCAUAUUGAGCUACAGCACUGUUAUAAAAUAAACGCAAAGUUUGGAA
Passer domesticus (house sparrow) is the source of this 2318-nucleotide messenger RNA. Its product is annotated as bone morphogenetic protein 8B-like. The record is from RefSeq and is a predicted model, not a curated record. Gene Ontology annotation, molecular function: growth factor activity; cytokine activity. NCBI's taxonomy places the organism in Eukaryota, Metazoa, Chordata, Aves, Passeriformes, Passeridae. Gene Ontology annotation, cellular component: extracellular region. The transcript is spliced from 7 exons. Bases 29 to 1297 code for a protein of 422 amino acids.